Sebastes umbrosus (honeycomb rockfish) is the source of this 1040-nucleotide messenger RNA. It is a transcript of the gene rnf4, whose product is annotated as ring finger protein 4. The record is from RefSeq and is a predicted model, not a curated record. The coding region runs from base 261 to 935 and encodes 224 amino acids. Lineage: Eukaryota; Metazoa; Chordata; Actinopteri; Perciformes; Sebastidae. Gene Ontology annotation, biological process: positive regulation of transcription by RNA polymerase II. Gene Ontology annotation, molecular function: transcription factor binding; zinc ion binding. The transcript is spliced from 8 exons.
AACUCUGCUGAACAGUUUCCGGUAUAGAAGAAGAAGAAGCAGAAGCAGAAGCCGACAGCUCAGACCUCCAUGGUUCAAACAGGCGCUACAUGCUAACCUGGAGCUAACGUUAGCAUCAGCUGUUCAGCGCUGAUAAAUCAGUCAGUUUAUUAUCUAAUGUUUCAGUUUGUGAACGUUAAUGCUGCUGAACUUCUACUACAGAAGCUAACUGCUAACAACAGGAGAGGAAACACACUAACUGCGUCUUCAGGGUCUCUGAUAUGAGCAGCGCUGCUCAGAGGAAGAGGAGGACCACAGGAAGUCCUCUGGUCUCCAGACCCAGCACCAAGACCAGCAGAGGGGCCAGCGCUAGGAGGCCGUCGGCCAGCGCUAGGAGGCCGCCGGCUAACGCUAGGAGGCCGCCGGCUAACGCUAACAGAGCAGCUAACAGGACGGCUAACGUUAGCGCGACGUCUGAUGUCAACCCUGCCCCCCCCACAGAAACCAUCGACGUGAUGGACAACACGGAGGACAGUGUAGAGGAGGUGGUGGAUCUGACCUGUGAGGGAUCAGAAGCUGCUGCUGUGGUCGACCUGACGAACAACGACUCAGUACUGCUGGUGGACGAAGGCCCUCAGAACAGGAGAGUCCCCACAGGUGAGAGUUACGUCGUCAGCAGUGAUGAAGAUGAGGACGCGCCCCCUGUCGUCAACACUGCAAUAAUGUCCUCUGUACAGAACCCCAGCUUCUCCAGGUCGACUCCGGGGACGAUCAGCUGUCCCGUCUGUCUGGACUCAUACUCUGAGAUCGUAGAGAGCGGCCGAUUGGUCGUUUCCACUAAAUGUGGUCACGUGUUCUGCAGCCAGUGUCUGAGAGAUGCUCUGACAUCAUCACACACCUGUCCUACCUGUAGGAAGAGACUGACCCACCGCCAGUACCACCCCCUCUACAUCUGACAUCAUCACACACCUGAGGUACCGUUGGAUCAGUGACGUCAUCAGAUCUAUCAGAAACAAAAGACUUUGUGAGCUGCGUUUUAAUUAAAGACUGGUAACGAUCGA